Chironomus riparius is the source of this 1581-nucleotide messenger RNA. Lineage: Eukaryota; Metazoa; Arthropoda; Insecta; Diptera; Chironomidae. The record is from the annotation of a GenBank genome assembly.
CUUUAAUCGUAAAUGUAAAUAACACAAGAAAAUCUGAAAAAUCUUAAAAAUGGAUCAAAUAAAGGAUUUGUGCAGACUUUGUGUCAGUGAAAUAACAGAGAAUCCUAAAUCGCUUUUUGAUUCUUACAUAGAAGAAAGUCCAGUUGUGGAUGUCAUUCGAAAAUUCUGUUUUAAAAUUACCGUACUUAAAGAUGACAAAUUAUCAAAAUAUAUUUGUGAAAAUUGCUAUAAUAUCCUGCAUAAUGCACAUGAUCUAUGUGAAAGGAGUGCUCAAUCCGAACGAGAGCUUCAUUUGAUGCUAUCUGAUGUAAUUAUAAAAGAAGAACAGAUAGAUUACGAUGAUGAAGAUUAUAGUAUGAAAAUGAUGGUUCAUGACGUUUCAAUGAUCAAACCAGACAUAGAAUUAAUAGAAGGCAAGAAUGAACUAGAUGAGGAGGAUGUCAAAGAAGAUAAAAAACCCAAAAGAGUAAAAAGGCAUCAAUGUAAAACUUGCUUGAAAAUGUUUGAAAAACCAUCGAAACUUGCUAGGCAUGAAAAGACUCAUGAUGUCAAUAGAAGACCAUUCGCCUGUGACGAUUGCUUUCAACGAUUCCAAACGGCUGAAUCACUUGAAAGACACAAAAUUAUACAUUCUGGAAUGACAUUAAAAAUUGGACCAGACGUAAAAGAAUGGCCUUGCAUCAUGUGCGGUAAAGUGUUUGAUACACAAACAACAAUGGCCUCACACAUGAGGAUUCAUAAAGAUGAAAUGGAGAAGAUUGAAUUUCCAUGUAAUUUAUGCGAUCGAGUCUUUCAGAAACUUAAUGAGCUGACUAGACAUUCGAGAACUCAUGCAGAAAAUAAGAACUAUAAAUGUCAGAUUUGUUCAAAAAUGUUUUCACAAGGAUCACAUCUAAUCGACCAUCUGAAUCGCCACAAUAAUGUCAGACCUCACGUUUGUCAUGUAUGUAAUAAAGCCUUUCAGCAGUCAUCGACCUUAAAAGAUCAUUUAAGGACGCACAGUCAGGAAAAACCAUUUCUAUGUAGCACUUGUGGAAAGUCAUUUAAUAAUCCAUCAAAUCUUCGUCAACAUGUUAAAAGGCACAUGAAUUUAAAGGAAUUUGAAUGUCAUUUAUGUCCUGGAAAGUUUUCUUGCAAAGCAUCUCUGCAAUCGCACAUUAGGUCCCAUGAAGGAAUCAAAAGUCACACCUGUCAAAUUUGUGGCUCUUCGUUCACAAAGGGAAGUUCUCUAAAGAAGCAUGUACGAACCAUCCACGAAGGAAUAAAGGAACAUCCAUGCUCGACUUGUUCUAUGAGAUUCUCAAGUGCUGAACAUCUCAAGAGACAUUUUAGAACCCACAGUGGCGAAAAGCCUUACAAAUGUGACCAGCCUGGCUGUGACAAGGCUUAUGCUCAAUCGAAUGAUUUGUUAAAACAUAGAAAAUUCCAUUUGGGUGGAGAAAAUGUCUACAAAUGCACUUACGAUAACUGUGACGAAUCAUUCAGACUUAAGAGCUUACUACGUGAUCAUUACGCCGUACAUAAACAAGCAUUCAUUCCAGAAGAUGAUGAAGAAGAUGUUCCAUGUUGAGUAAAUAAUGC